CAACAAAACGCAGAGUGAGCACAAAUUCCAUUGAACUUCUCUCUCUCUCUCUCUCUCUUAGGGUUUUGAACUCUUGCACAAAUCAUGCAAUUGACACUCGAAUUCGGUGGGGGAUUAGAGCUUCUUUGUGAGUCUGUAAAGGUCCAUAAUGUCAAUGUUGAUCUACAAAAUGGUGCAGAGAAGUUAAACAUGAAGGAUUUGCUCUGUUGGGUCCGAACCAAUUUGAUCAAGGAGAGGCCCGAAAUGUUCAUGAAAGGAGAUUCUGUGAGACCUGGUGUUCUGGUCCUUGUGAAUGAUUGUGAUUGGGAGCUAAGUGGGCAGCUUGAUACAACCCUAGAAGAGAAGGAUGUGGUGGUCUUCAUUUCAACCUUGCAUGGUGGAUAGUAUCUAGAUGACUGUGUUGUGUACUACAUGAUAAUGCAAUUGUUAUUAUGAGAUUCUUAGAGUUUUGGCAGCCUAGCCUUUUUUCUGUACUUUGUUUCUAUACAUUAUUGAAGCAUUCAGGAAAGUGAUGAAUGUUUCUGUUGUUUUCUUAUGUCAGUGUUUAAAUUCUACUUUUGGCUU
This is a messenger RNA of Corylus avellana, 564 nucleotides long. RefSeq names its product ubiquitin-related modifier 1 homolog 2. Gene Ontology annotation, cellular component: cytoplasm. The record is from RefSeq and is a predicted model, not a curated record. Gene Ontology annotation, biological process: tRNA thio-modification. NCBI's taxonomy places the organism in Eukaryota, Viridiplantae, Streptophyta, Magnoliopsida, Fagales, Betulaceae.